AGUCGAUUUCGGUUUCCGGUUUGGAGGAAAUUUGAUGUGAAACCGAAACGCACGCGCUUGAAGCAGGCGCUAGGAGCGCGAUAGACAAGGGGCAGGGAUUUAUUAAAGACAAUCAAAGUGUUUUAAUCAUGCCUACAGUCAGUCAGAAUGCUCUGUUUGGGAUGGGGAACCCACUGUUGGACAUCUCUGCAGUGGUGGAUAAAGAUUUUCUUGAUAAGUAUGGAUUGAAGCCCAAUGAUCAAAUCCUGGCAGAGGAGAAACACAAAGCUCUGUUUGAUGAGAUUGUGAAUAUGAGUAAAGUUGAGUAUCACGCUGGUGGAUCCACACAGAACUCUGUCAAAAUUGCUCAAUGGAUGAUCCAGGAGCCUCAUAAGGUGGCCACGUUUUUCGGCUGUAUCGGUACAGAUCAUUUCGGGGAGAUUCUGAAGCAGAAAGCAGCUGAAGCUCAUGUUGAUGCUCAUUAUUAUGAACAGAGUGAUGAACCCACGGGAACAUGUGCGGCCUGCAUCACUGGAGACAACAGAUCUCUUAUUGCAAACCUGGCAGCAGCAAACUGUUAUAAUAAAGAAAAGCAUCUUGAUAUUGAGAGUAACUGGAGUCUAGUGGAGAGAGCACAAGUCCUCUACAUCGCAGGUUUCUUUCUGAUCGUGUCUCUGGAGUCCAUUGUUAAAGUGGCCAAACACGCGUCUGACAACAACAAGAUCUUCGGUCUCAAUCUGUCGGCCCCCUUCAUCAGUCAGUUCUUCAAAGAGCAACUCAUGAAGGUCAUGCCGUACGUUGACAUCAUCUUCGGGAAUGAAACGGAGGCUGCUACAUUUGCAAAGGAGCUGGGCUUUGAGACAGAAGAUAUCGCAGAGAUCGCGCGGAGGGUUCAGUCUCUACCCAAAGUCAAUAAGAAAAGACAAAGGAUUGUGGUUUUUACUCAAGGCAAAGAUGACACUGUGGCCACUGUUGGUGACAAAGUGAAAAUGUUUCCUGUGUUAGACAUUGACCAGAAUGACAUUGUUGACACUAACGGUGCUGGUGACGCUUUUGUGGGAGGAUUCCUGUCCGAGUUAGUUCAGGAGAGGUCGCUGGAAGAGUGCAUCCGUGCAGGUCACUACGCCGCCAAUGUCAUCAUCCAGCGAGUCGGCUGCACCUUCCCUGAAAAACCUGAUUUCCACUAACUGUCCUCUCGUUCUCUUCCUAUCCCAACUCUGAAUCUUUCCAUCUCAUUUUAUUCUGAAAUUCCAGCAACACAACCUGCGUGCCUCUGCAUUUGUUUACAGACGUUCACUGUUAUGGGCAUUUAUCAGGGUAACUGCGACCACAUGAAUACACUCCAUGAUGUGAAACUAUAUACAGUAUAAGCAAAUAAAGAUCCAUUAUAUCAUGCAAAGGAAGUGCAUUCACAUUUAUAAUUCUCAAACAUCAUCUAAAAUAAUAUAGAUUAACGUCACAGGAUUAUUUGAAUGAAUUUUUAACUUCGGACUGUACUGUAAUGAAACACCAAAUUGUAUCUUAAACACACAAUGUUUAAAUAUGCACAAACUCUAUCAGAUGUGGAAGGAUUUUUUCUCUUAAUCUUUCUGCCAAUUCAAUAAAAAGGUUUUAAUUGCUCCAA
Molecule: messenger RNA, 1603 nt
Organism: Myxocyprinus asiaticus (Chinese sucker)
Lineage: Eukaryota; Metazoa; Chordata; Actinopteri; Cypriniformes; Catostomidae
Gene: adkb
Product: adenosine kinase b
Exons: 11
Coding region: 129-1166 (345 amino acids)
Biological process (GO): purine ribonucleoside salvage
Cellular component (GO): cytosol; nucleus
Molecular function (GO): adenosine kinase activity
Source: RefSeq, a predicted model, not a curated record